This is a messenger RNA of Nerophis lumbriciformis (worm pipefish), 600 nucleotides long. The record is from RefSeq and is a predicted model, not a curated record. NCBI's taxonomy places the organism in Eukaryota, Metazoa, Chordata, Actinopteri, Syngnathiformes, Syngnathidae.
UCCACUCAUGACACAGAGGAACUCAAGAUUGUCGUUGUGGGAGAUGGAGGCUGUGGGAAAACAUCUCUUCUCAUGGUGUAUGCCAAGGAUUACUUUCCAGAGAAAUAUGCCCCGACAGUGUUUGAAAAAUACAGCACCUCUGUGGUCUUGAAAGGAAAAGAAGUCAAGCUCAAUGUAUACGACACAGCAGGCCAAGAGGACUACGACAGGCUGCGACCGCUCUCGUACCAGGAGGCCCAUCUGAUUCUGUUGUGCUUUGACGUGACCAACCCCACCAGUUUUGACAACGUGACCAUCAAGUGGCACCCUGAAGUGAAACACUUCUGUCGGGACGUCCCGGUCAUCCUGAUUGGCUGCAAGACCGACCUGAGGAAGGACAAAGAGUGCACCAGGAGGCUAAAGGCCGUUAACCAGGCUCCUAUUACGUACAUGCAGGGACAGGCUGCCCAGCGGGUGAUGGAAGCCGAACUCUACUUGGAGUGUUCGGCCAAGUACCAGGAGAAUGUGGAAGACGUCUUCAUGGAGGCCGCCAAGCACGCUUUGGCCUACCGCCGCAAGCAAAAAGACUACAAAAGGAAGAGGAAAUGUGCAAUUCUAUGA